This is a messenger RNA of Aspergillus versicolor CBS 583.65, 3219 nucleotides long. RefSeq lists its product as uncharacterized. Gene Ontology annotation, molecular function: protein binding. The transcript has 6 exons. Lineage: Eukaryota; Fungi; Ascomycota; Eurotiomycetes; Eurotiales; Aspergillaceae. The coding region runs from base 1 to 3219 and encodes 1072 amino acids. The record is from RefSeq and is a predicted model, not a curated record.
AUGCCUAUCCUUUACUGCCCGCUGUGCGGUAUUCUUUUAAUACCGGAUCCCUUCCUCCCAGAUGAUCCAGAGUUAUCGCGCCCUCGGCCAUGGUUCGCCGAAGUGCGGGGGAUUACCAUCCAACCUGGGAAAACGCCCCAGGAUCCAGAUGCGGUGUUGACCGGUAUAGGCAUCAUUCGCGAUGAUAACGUCCUGCUCGCUCCCGCCGAUAGCAAUCGUUCAUAUCUCGGCAACUAUAACCUGAAGAAAUGGGUGCUCUGCGAACGAUUCGAAGGAAGCGGCGGCUUUGGCUUUCAUGAAGCCUGCUGGAAAUUACUGGUUCUCAGACUCGGGCCUAUGUAUGAAAGAUUCAAGUCGGACUUCUUGACCGCUAUGUUCUCGCUCCUCUGGUCGACCCCUUGCGUCAAUUCUUCCAGUUUCGAUUUCGGGCACGACUAUGACGGCGCAGAAGUAUUACGCGACAUGCGUGUAUGGCCCUGGACUAUUAAAUCGGGCUGGCAUUUGUAUGCGCAUCCCUUCCCCACUCACCAGCUCGAUGCCUUAGACGCGCCCUUAACUACCGACACUGAAGGAAAGAAGCGAGGAACUGAGACAGGUGCGCGCCUUUUCGGAGUUUUUCCGCCGGAAUUGAAGGACGAGAUAUUCUCAUAUCUAUCUUACGAUGAAGUGGAAACUAUGCGACUUGUUUCCCCAGACAUGGCACACCUUGCGGCCGAUCAUAGGCUGCCUCAGUCGUACUGGAAGAGCAAGUUCAUGCUUGGGCAGGAGAUGGACUUUAUCUUUCCGGACCACAAGCAAAAAAGGGAUUGGCGCAAGAUAUUCUUUGCUGCCAAGUUGUAUUUGGACCAAAAGGACGGGUUCAUGGUCAAUCGGAGGCGCAUCCGAAUUCUUCUAGAGCCUAUUGCUGCUCUUCUAGAAGAACGCGCUGCCAUGGGACUACCUAUGCCAGACGGGCUUCCUCUCGUAUCCGUAUAUUAUCAGAACGGCGUCCGUUGUAUGAGAAGCCAAGGAGGUGGAGCAUAUGCAUAUGUCAGCGUGGACUACGAGCAUUUAUUCUCAGGCCACAUUUCCUCGACCGAUGCAGACCGGGUACUUGAGCUUGGAUGCCGUCGGCUCAACUGGGUCAUGUACCCCUUAAAACGAUUAGACCAAGUCCAGUACAAUACUAUAGUAGUGUCAACAGUUCGCCUCGGUUCGCGCCGUUUUGUGUCCGGAAUCUGCAUGCUUGAGGAUGAUUCGGACACUGCCCAGACGCCUUGGAUUGGGUAUCCGGAAUACUCUCAAAAAGUGCGGGUCAUAGUACCGCGGACCUCCAGACUCGUGUCAAUCUCCAUUGCAUUCUGUGCGCAGGGGCUCAGAGCACUAAGGUUCAAUUUCACGAAUUCGGAGUCAUCGGCCUGGGUUGGCGACAGCACUGACGCGGGUGUUGCCUGUGGCAAGCUGCUUGUCCCAGCGAGUCAGCCAUGGGCUUUUGUAGUAGGAACAGAUCACUUCAAGCUCGUUUCCCUUGGCAUUGGCAUAUUAUCGACAAGAUCUCCAACACCCCUCGAGAAACCACGACCAGCUCUACGGACUGCAUUGUCGCACCUGUGGAUCAAUGAUAUCCCGUCGCAUCAGGGCCUUUUCUUAGGAGACCUACGACCGCCGGUUCCUCCACGUCCAUUCGAGCCUCUCGUAAACUUUGACUUUGGCGGACCUAAAGGUCUCCGCCUAUGUUCACUGACAAGAUUCGUAUUCUACAUGGGGGGGAAUGACGACGUAAUCCGCGGGGUCGAGGCGAUUUACGCUGAUGGAAGCACGGUGUUUGUUGGGCGCAGGAUAGGAUGCGAGCUAUCCUUCCCUAUUGACGGAGUGGAAGGAGAGCGAUUAAACAGAGUUGGUGUUAUCGAUAAUUCCCGUCUCAUUGAUGAUACCCAGUUCAGCGAGGAUCAACUUUUUGGAAUACAGCUUACCACUAAUUAUGGCCGGACCGCCACUUUCGCUGCCAUCAAAUCACGAUCGGCAAGGACUGUCCUGUGGUCCUCUAAUAAAUACCCUAAGUACGCCAUAACUGGGUUUGCCAUUGGUUACGUGCCACACAAAGAUCGAUUUGGUCGUCUUGCUUUGCAAUAUCAAAAAUCCGAGCCCCUGGCCAUUACCGCACCUGCAUCGCUCAAAGUGCCACAUGGGGCGCUGGACAAGAGUCUACAAUACGAUACCCAGUUUUCAAUAUUCACGGACUACCCAGAUAGCGGUAGUUACCAAACUCAUGCAACUCUCGCAGGCGUGCGAAGGAUCCAGGCGUCCGUCGGAAUCGAAGGCAGAUCUAGAACCCCAAAUAGCAUAUGCGGAUUGAAAUUCGAGUACGAUGACAGUAGCGUCUCCAUAAUAGGACAAUGGAUGCAACCAUAUGACAGCUUGAAGCUCGGGCCAGAUGCAAAAGUACAAUCCCUGACAGUCUGGGUAAACAAAUCGCAAAAGGGGCAAGUCUCGGCUAUAAAGAUCGUGACGAGCGAUGCCCGCGCUAUAACAUUCAUUCCACGUGGGGUUGGGAGUCUUCCAGGUGGAGAUUUAAGGCACGAGUACGGAACUGGUCUGGGGGAGCAAGUUACAGAUAUAUUCUGGGUAUUGAAUGAUUGCUUUGACCGAGUUCGUGCUGUCGUGGAGCCAAAGUAUCAGCGGCUAUCGACCUUACUCCCAAACCAAUAUCCUCCAUUCGACGCAGUGCAAAAAUUAUACUUUCAACGAAUAGCGGGCGAUGGUUCCAGAGACAGGGUUGUUAAAGUCAAGGCCUAUUUCCUCGAAACAGCGUUGGUUGGACUGAAAUUUAUCUACGAGUCUGGGAGCAAGGCGCAGAUCGGCGAUACCAAGGACGUUCCUGAUCAUUGUGUCAAAGUUCGCUUUGUUAAGCAUGCACGCGUUGUGGGCAUGCUCGUUGGAAUACGGGACGACCAUAUUCGCUACUUGAAGUUCCACCUUGAUUAUUACCGCAAGUCAUCAUCCAAGAUGCCGGUGAAAGCGUUUAGUUACACUCUAGACCUCGUUUCCCCGUUAGAAGAUGUUAAUACCGCGAGCUACAAGUGCCAAAGUGCAUGGUGCAGGGACGCAGAGGCGGCAGGGAAGUUCCCAAGAGCCCAGGUUAAUCACAAUGUCUAUGCGCCGCCAAGUAGCGGCGGUGCACUGGCUGGCUUGUAUGUGAGGUGUCACCAAUUCUCGUGCCUGGGUGCAUUAUAUGAGUGA